Molecule: messenger RNA, 5728 nt
Organism: Xyrauchen texanus (razorback sucker)
Lineage: Eukaryota; Metazoa; Chordata; Actinopteri; Cypriniformes; Catostomidae
Product: short transient receptor potential channel 4-associated protein-like
Exons: 19
Coding region: 17-2341 (774 amino acids)
Biological process (GO): ubiquitin-dependent protein catabolic process
Cellular component (GO): Cul4A-RING E3 ubiquitin ligase complex
Molecular function (GO): phosphatase binding
Source: RefSeq, a predicted model, not a curated record
UCAGAAAGACGAAGUAAUGGCGACGAUACUGGGGCCCGAGUCCCCUUGGACGGGAGGAAAGAAAAGGGCUCGUAACAGGAAUGUCCUCACCAGAAUACGGAACAGUCAGAUCGAUGGCCAAGGUUUCAGCAGAGGGACGCAGCUCUCAGAAGCACUUCUUAAGGAAAGAGAUAAGAGGGCGAAAUGGCACGGGAUUCCAGUCUUACUCCAAGAGCUGUACGAGAGCAGCCACCUUAACAGUGACUUUACUCGCACAAACACUGUGCUGAAGGAGCUGUCAUCCCUGCUGUCAGUGGAGGCCAUGUCUUUUGUAACAGAGGACAGGAAGACGGCACAGGAGUCUAGCUUUCCUAACACAUACACUUUUGACCUAUUUGGAGGUGUUGAUCUGUUGGUGGAACUUUUGAUGAGACCCACUCUCACUACGCUACAAAAACCCAAGAUGGAUGAUGACUUGGUUAAGGACUGCCUUAGUGUGCUAUACAACUGCUGCAUAUGUACAGAAGGGGUCACAAAAAGCCUGGCCACGAGGGGUGAUUUUGUCUUAUUUCUCUUCACGCUGAUGACAAAUAAGAAGGUGUUCUUACAAACGGCUACGUUAAUCGAGGAUAUUCUUGGAGUUAAAAAGGAGAUGAUUCAGCUUGAAUGGAUCCCUAAUCUGUUGGGACUGGUGCAGAGCUUUGACCAACAGCAGCUCGCUAACUUCUGCCGAAUCCUCUCCGUCACCAUCUCAGAGCCUGACGUGGGAAACGAUGAUAAACAUACCCUCCUGGCUAAAAACGCUCAGCAGAAACGCAACACCAGCCCUUCUCGGGCUGAAGUUAACCAGGUCACACUCCUGAAUAUCCCUGGCUUCAUUGAGCGUCUCUGCAAGUUGGCCACACGGAAGGUCUCAGAGGCAACUGGAACAUCAAACUUUCUUCAGGAACUGGAGGAAUGGUACACUUGGCUUGACAACACACUUGUGCUGGAUGCGCUUAUGCAGAUAGCAACUGAUGAAGCUGAGCACAGUAGCACAGAAUCAUCUGAUGAGAGUACAUUGGCCACCAUGCCCCUGAGGCAACGUUUGCCUCAGUCCAUGAAGAUCGUCCAUGAGAUCAUGUAUAAGGUGGAAGUCCUUUACGUUCUUUGUGUCCUGCUCAUGGGCAGACAACGGAACCAGGUGCACAAAAUGUUGGCAGAAUUUCGUCUGAUUCCUGGCCUCAAUAACCUUUUUGACAAGCUCAUCUGGAGGAAGUACACUGCCUCUAAUCAUGUUGUCCAUGGACAGAAUGAAAACUGCGACUGCAGCCCGGAAAUUUCCUUUAAAAUCCAGUUCUUGAGGCUUCUGCAGAGCUUCAGUGACCACCAUGAAAAUAAGUACCUGCUUCUGAAUGCUCAAGAAUUGAAUGAGUUGAGCGCCAUCUCCCUGAAGGCAAACAUCCCUGAGGUGGAGGCUCUGGUGAACACAGACAGGAGUUUAGUGUGUGAUGGUAAAAAAGGGCUCCUUACACGUCUCCUCACUGUUAUGAAAAGGGAACCGCCAGAUUCUUCCUUCAGGUUCUGGCAGGCAAGAGCUGUUGAGAGCUUCCUCAGAGGGGCCACGUCAUAUGCAGACCAGAUGUUUUUGCUGAAGAGAGGUUUGCUCGAGCACAUCCUCUUUUGCAUCAUUGACAGUGGCUGCAAGUCCAGAGAUGUCCUGCAGAGCUAUUUCGACCUGCUUGGAGAGCUUAUGAAGUUCAACAUUGAAGCUUUUAAGAGGUUCAACAAAUAUGUCAGCACAGAGGAAAAGUUCCAGGUGUUCCUCACGCAGAUCAACAGCUCUCUGGUGGACUCCAACAUGCUCGUCCGCUGUAUCGUCCUCUCUCUGGAUCGCUUUGAGAGCCAGACAGAAGAUGUGAAAGUGGUUGAAGUUCUCUCCGAGUGCUGUCUCCUGUCUUACAUGGCUCGAGUGGAGAACAGGCUGUCCUUCCUUUUCAGGCUUGUUAACAUCAUUAAUGUGCAGACCCUCACACAGGAAAAUGUGAGUUGUCUUAACACCAGCCUAGUGAUUCUGAUGUUGGCCAGGAGGAGAGGGAAGCUUCCGUUCUACCUGAACGCUCUGCGGGAGAAGGAAUACACAGAGAAAUAUCCCGGCUGUCUGCUCAACAACUUCCACAACUUGCUGCGCUUCUGGCAGCACCACUACCUCAACAAGGACAAGGACAGCACCUGCCUAGAGAAUAGCUCCUGUAUUCCCUUCAGUUUCUGGAAGGAGACUGUUUCUGUACUGCUUGGAGGUGACAGGAAUUCUCCCUGUGCCAUUGUCAGCUAUAUAGAUGAGCCUUACGUGGAGCUAGACAGGGACCUUUUAGAGGAUUGACAUUUUUAGGGUGUAGGGUUGGGACUGAAGAGGGCUGGGCUGUAGGGGUGGGGGGAGGGGCUUGCACGUUCCACUCUGAUUCAGUCUAGAGACCGUACAGAAAGACCUCCCGGCUCAUCCGACUUCAUGCAAUGGCUCAAUGACCCAUCCAUUCUCUACUCUGUGCCCAUGUUCCACUUCAUCUCCAGGUUACAGGGUGCAAAGGAUGUCCCGCAGAGGAUCGCCCAUCUUGUCAUUUAUUGAUGGGAACGCAGUUCCCGGACAGCUAAAGCUGAACAUCUGAACUGAAACUGUCUCGUAUUUUGGUGUUGUUCUUUCGGUGCAAUUUCUAUACAGAAAUAUACAAAGAAAAUAUCUAGGUAUAUAAUGCAGAAAAUCUGUUUCAGCAUGGGAUGUGUCUUGGAUCAAAAAGAACUGAUUCUGAUUGUCUGAGUAUCAAUGAACUCAAGUCAGCCUUCAAUGUAAAAAGAGAUGCUCUUUAUUUAGGAUGAAAACGUCAAAAGAGGAUGUGUGGAAGGAUCAGGAAUGGGGUGAACAGCUCCCCAGCUGCGUCAAAAUCUUUGUAUAGAAUAGAUGAUGGAGGGCAAAGAAGAAUUUCGAAAAGUCUUAUUUAUUUUCUGUUUUUCAUGUAAAUUUGCUCACAUAAUGACAUUGUAAACCCUGUUUCUUUAAUACCAUCCAGUGUGUCUAUACUUUAGUUUUUAUCAAUUACAUGCAAAAAAAAAUUACAUUUUCAGUUAUUGUUUUAAUUUUUGGUAUAAAUGAGUUUUUAAUAGUAGGUAUAAUCCCAUUGUUAAUUUCUGUCAACACUUUAUAUCUUGUGAGCACUGAAGGGGUUUAACAAAAAUAAACUAUGCAGGUUCACUCACACCAUGGACAUAAAUAUCUAGCUAGCUUUCAUCUCCUUUCUGCCAUCUGUUGUUUUUGUCGCAAUCUAAAUAACCAUCCUCUAACUUAACAGGCCUCGGCCGUCGACAAUCUUUGUUGCACUCAAACACGCGCCUCCUUGGUGACCGGGAACCUGCAAAGGUGCUGCUCCGCUGCGUUCGCUAUGUGUUGGAUACGUUAGCUGAGCUAGACUAGAAGCGCUAAUCUAGAAACGUCCAAUCAACUACCUCGUUUCAUUUUCUAGCCCACUCUUACAGUUAAGCAUGCUUUUCCAUGCUGUGGUUUUCUCUGCACCAAUUUUCACUUUGUAUGCAAAAGUUCUUGUGUAUACAUGACAGUAUAUGUUUCACAAGAAUUGCUUGGCUUUUACCCCUGAAUGUUCGCGGGUUCUCUUAUGUUCUCCAGAUAUCAGUACUGUGUCAUGGUGCUCUGCAUUGGCAAAACAAUUUCUUACAAUUCAUAUUAAGGUGUUUGAAUGCUACCAUUUACACAUUUUUUGUGCACUUCUUUUGACCCCAGCAAUUUCAGAAUGUGUAUAAUUUGUCCUAUAUUAUCAGCCGUGGUGUGAAUGUACAUUUUCUGAUGAGUGACAAUGUUAGUGUGACGUGAAUGAUUGCUGCAUAAACAUACAUAGGAUAUCAAUGUCGCUUAUUUGUUUAUCUACAGCUCUUGGUUCGUGUCUCACAUGGGAUGAAUUAGUUUUAAAUAUUGACAUGUUCUUAUGUAGCUCUGUCUUGAUGGGGUUAAUUAAAACAAAACAAGGAAAAGUGAUAGUCAUGUCAAAACCAGAAAACUUGCUUUAAAUAAACCUGAUUUCACAGAUUUUAUAGUGUUUACGUAUUAUAAUGGCAUCAUCGAUGGUUCAUAUUUUUUGUUAACACUUAACAAUAAGGUUCCAAUUGUAAACAUUAGUUCGGUAUUAUGAGCUAACAAUGAACUAUUUAUUUUUACAGCAUUUAUAUAAAUGUAUGUAAAGCUUGGUUAAUGGUAGUUUAUAUAAAUACUGUUGUUCAUUGUUAAUUCUAGUUCAUAAUGCAUUAAAUAAUGUGAACAUGUUCAACUUUUAAUUAAAAAAAUAAUUCUGGUGAAAUGAAAAUGUAUCAAGAUUUAAGGAAUAUACUGGGUUCAAUACAAGUUCAGCUCAAUGGACAGCAUUUGUGUCAUACUGAUACCACAAAAAUGAAUUUCGACUCGUCCCUCCUUUUCUUUCAAAAUAAAAAUGGAGCUUACAGUGAGGCACUUACAAUGGAAGUGAAUGGAUAAUAUUUGGAGGGUUUAAAGGCAGAAAUGUGAAGCUUAUAAUUUUAUAAAAACACAUUAAUUGUUCUGUUAAAACUUGUGUAUUAUUUGAGCUGUAAAGUUGUUUAAAUGGUCACAUUUACUGUCAAGUUAGAGUUUGUUGACAACAUCGUCAUGGCAACAAAGUUGUAAAUUGGCUACAAAUUUAAACAAAAGUUUAGUAAGUGAUUUUAUUUCACAAAUCAUGUACACACGCAUAUCCUUUGUCUUGUGGUGGUACUUUUGAAAAAGUGUUUUAAUGUAAAAAAAAAAUUGGCCCCCAUUCACUUCCAUUUUAAUUAAAGUGCCUCACUGUAACCCAGAUUUUUUGCCUUUUUUUUUUUUAAAGAAAAGGAGGGGCUUGUCAAAAUGUAUUUUGGUUGUAAUCAAUAUCAUGCCACAAAUGCUGUCGAUUAAGCUUCACUUAUAUUGAACCCAGAAUAUUCCUUUAAGCAUAAACGAUUACCAUGAUUUCACAUUGCACGCAUCUGUUGUGCGCAUAAUCGUUAACGUUUUGAUGUCAAAAGUUGAGACUAAUCUGAUAAAUUCAGAUCUCAUAAACAUGCUUUUCUUGCAUUUUUGAGCUGAUUUUAGGUAUUUAUCAGUGUAUUGGUGUGCAUGUAAAUUCCCUCAAUUGAGCAGUUUUAUUUGUUUAUCACAUUUAAAUUCAAACCGAAUAUAUUUUAGAAUUUUCUAUUGCUUUUUAUUUGAUCAUUUCUGUAUUUCCAUGUAUUUCCAUUCAUUUCCACAAUAAUGUUGAAAACGUUUCUUGUCAAGUAUUCACUACACCACUCUCCUGUGGUGGUGGUGUAGUGGUCUAAGCACAUAACUGGUAAUCUGGUAAUCAGAAGGAUGCUGGUUCGAGCCCCACAGCUACCACCAUUGUGUCCUUGAGCAAGGCACUUAACUCCAGGUUGCUCCGGGGGGAUUGUCCCUGUAAUAAGGGCUCUGUAAGUCGCUUUGGAUAAAAGCGUCUGCCAAAUGCAUACAUGUAAAUGUAAAUGUAAACAUGUUUGCUUAACAUGCGACAUUAGUCAUUAACUUUAAAUACUGUGCCUUUAUGAAAAACACCUUAUUUUCCUAAAAACAAAAACCAUCUAGAACUCAGCAUUUCAAGCAUGUGUGCAGUGGAGACCUAUUUUUAAGUCAGAACUUUUGCCUUAGGAUUUAUUAAAAAAUUCACACAAACACACAUGCAACGAGAGAGCCAUCCUCUUCACU